AUGAGCUGGCCCCGCGUGUUGAAGCAGGCACCUCGAUGUGGCCACUGUGCACCAUCUACCGACUCACGCCUCAUUAAAUCUUCACAUAGCAUCGCGUCCCCGAUUCGACCCCGAUAUCGCGGAUUUGCUUCACAAUCCGGCAACAACGUCUCCUUGCAAUGUCUCGGCAAAGGUGCCACUCGUCGCAUGUCGGCAGCUUCUACAGCACUUGCCAAAAAAAAGGCCAUUGAUAGAGACUUCAUUGUCUCCGUCUUGGAAGUAUCAGCUACCAAACGAGAUGCCAAAGGAUAUCUUCAGAAGUACACCGGCAAGAAUCCAAAGUCUCUCACUGAUGCACCUCUGUUCGUCCAGGGUGAUCCGCAGCAGGAAACGGAACCGCUGGACAUAGUGCCUCCGCAUGUCGCUAUUAUGAAGCUUCGUGUCCCACAAGAGAUCGAUGCCACAACUCUGGCGGGAGUAGCAAAUACGCUGUCUCAGUUGCGCAAGCUCGGGCUCUUAAGCGUCGUCGUCAUUGACUGUGGUAUUGAUGAAUCUCGCAUGACUUUCCAAGACCAGGCUUUCCGCCUCUGUGAAGCCAUCGACAGCUUCGGAGAACAUGGCGCUCGUGUUGUAAAGCAUGCGUUUGUGGGCUCGGAACCCAUCGGGCAGAAGGGCAGAUCACAGCCCACUGAUAUCCGACUUGAUGAUCCUGCCUUUAUCAACCACAUUCUGCACCACCGCAUGAUGCCGGUUAUCCCUUCUGUGGUCAGCCGCGAUGAAACCCGCCCGCCCCAGCCUGCCGACUCGAAUCAAAUCGUGCUGGCUCUCACUAGGUACUUUGCAGGCGUGCAGCAGUCCAAUAACACUGACACAUCUGCUGCGGCCGAUGCUGUCCCCCCAAAACCCAUUGCUCUCGUAGAGAGAAUCAUUCUUCUUGAUCCACUUGGGGCAACACCAAUGACAGGCCGACCUGGUGCAUCCCACCGGUUCAUUAACUUGGAACAAGAAUAUGAACCGAUUCUCAAGGAACUCAUGGGCCCUGACGGAUCCCCCCUAGCAGACGACAAGGACCUCCGCGCCUCGAUCACUGCACAUGCCGCGAAUUUAGCCCUUGCUAAAGAUGCUUUGGCGAUGCUACCACAUACUUCAUCUGCUCUCAUUACUACACCUGACGCUGCGGCAAAUCUUAUGAAAACGUCAUUUGAGACCAACGAAGCUGUCGGGUCUGAUUCUCUCUUUGGAAUCGGUGGUAUAGUAACAACUCGGAGGAAGAAAAAUCCACUACUGCACAACCUUCUCACAGACAAGCCCGUCUUCUCGUCGUCCCUCCCGAUGGCGCGCGCACCAACAAAUUCUGGUAGGGAACCCACGGUGGGGGCAUCUGGAGGCUCAACUCUACUUAAAAAGGGUAUGCCUCUUCGAGUAUUCCCUCACCCUCGGGAGAACCCAUGGGUUCCGCCCAAGCCUGGAAGUCCUCGACUCCGCUUGACCGAUAAGUGCAUCGACCUCCCUCGACUGGUCCAUCUCAUUGAGGACUCAUUUGGCAGAAAACUGGACGUGGAUGACUAUCUCAAUAGAGUCAACGAGAAUCUGGCCGGCGUGAUCAUCGCUGGAGAAUACGAAGGCGGUGCCAUCCUGACGUGGGAGAAACCCGAAGGCUUGGACGACCAGACAGCGUACGAGCAAGGCCGUUACGUUCCGUAUCUUGACAAAUUCGCCGUCCUGAGGAAGAGCCAGGGCAGUGGUGGUUGUGCUGAUAUUGUUUUCAACGCCAUGGUGCGAGGCUGUCUCCCUGACGGUGUAUCGUGGAGAAGUCGGAAGGAUAACCCGGUGAACAAGUGGUAUUUUGAGCGAUCUUUGGGUACUAGUAAGUUGUCUGGGUGUAACUGGACUAUGUUCUGGACAACACCCAAUUUGGACAACCAAAGUCCUGUUUUGCGAGAUUAUGAGUCGGUAUGCAGGGGAGUCGAACCUUCUUGGGCUGACAAUAAACACAUUUUGGAUUGA
Messenger RNA from Fusarium musae, 1986 nucleotides. RefSeq lists its product as uncharacterized. The record is from RefSeq and is a predicted model, not a curated record. The coding region runs from base 1 to 1986 and encodes 661 amino acids. The transcript has 2 exons. Lineage: Eukaryota; Fungi; Ascomycota; Sordariomycetes; Hypocreales; Nectriaceae. Gene Ontology annotation, cellular component: mitochondrial matrix. Gene Ontology annotation, molecular function: L-glutamate N-acetyltransferase activity, acting on acetyl-CoA as donor; arginine binding. Gene Ontology annotation, biological process: L-arginine biosynthetic process.